UUGUUCUGGAUAUAAAACUAUCGAAGAAAAGCUUUUACGAUUUGAUUUAAGUUGAAUGCUAACUUAGAAACAGAGCAAAAAAACCCAUCGAAUUAUCUGUUAGAUUUUGGUCGAAUAUGUGGUGAAGACUAGAGUUAACAGCAUCAUCUGCACUGGAAAAACCGAAAUAUUCCACACAUCGUUUCAACCGAGGGAGUUCUCCACAGGAGCUGAAUCUGAAAUCUGACAGAAUGGCAUCUCAGGUUGAUGAUAUCACGCCGCAUCUAAACCUGCGAGAACAUUGGCACAAUACCUUUGACGAAAUCUUCCAGGAUUUCGAUCCGGACGAGUGGACACUGGAGCCAACUAUCGGUGACAUGUCGAACGAAUGGCGAAGGUUUAAAAACGGAGCCAAAGUUAAAUUCCGCUGCGAAUGCGGGAAUAGCUGGACGUCUAUGGCAGGCAUAGUUAUAUUUUGGUUCAAGAAAAUUGGUGAAAGUGAGGCGAGAAAUCAGUAUUCCUUGAGGUUUAAGGUGUACGGCCAGCAGUGCAGGAGUUGUGAUGAUGAAGAUUUCCAAAAUCCGAGAUGGUACAAAGAAGAGGUUACAAGAGUACUAAAGAACGUUCACCAGAAAAUAGGAGAAGCAUUCUACAGCUUUUCGAGUAAGGAACCUGACAACAAUAAAAGGCACGGCAGGCCGCGGCAGCCACACGACUCCAGACGCUGUCAAGCUUGCAGGGAAGGGCAUUGUAGCAGAUGAGCUAUUAUCUCAGCUCGUCUGAAAAAAAAAACUUUUAAUUCAAUUAAAUAAGAAUUUAAAAAUGCAAUGAACUAAAUGCCAAAGUUGAAUGACAUGUUUUGAUGGUAAAGUCACGAUUAUAACUCUGUUAUAACAAAUGCUUCUUUUUGUCCCUGCUGAUGAAAAUAAUAUCAACUCUCGGUGAAAACUGAAACUGGUUUCAACUCGACUGAUGAACUUUUUCAAAUUACUUUCAGUGACAUCUUUUAGGUCAGUAUUCCCAUUUCUUGACCAAUCAAAUACAAAGUUAGUCCGGGAGCCCGUGACGCCAAAGUAAUCACGUGACAGUAAACUGCAGGUGUGUUUGUUGGCUCUUCGAUUAGCUGAAAAGUUUGCACAUGAUGACGUCACCCAACAGUGACAAACAUUGAAGAUCAAUGCAUUAUCAAUCAAGGAGACCGUGUUUUAAAUGCUAGUUGUUUUAAUGAAUUAAAUGACCUAUAGUUCACCGAGACUAAUGUAUGGUCUUUUUUCUUUGGUCAGAGUUUGAAUAACGUUAUAGAAAUUACCAGUGAACUCACAAUGUGUGAGGAAUUCCUUCACUAAGAUUAUUUAUUUUCACAUUAAAUCUAUCAUUUAUUUUAUACCUGAAAUAAGUCGAAUAUUUUAUGAAGUGUCAUUCAAUCAGCGUUCGUCCCUCGAACUCGCGGAGGAAGACACAUGGAAGAAUGAAAAUGAAAAACUGAGAGAAUGUCAGUUUAUGUGGUUGUUUUGCACGAGGCUAUAAAGAACAGUUAUGACGCAUAGUAGCAUUUUAUAAACCUAUAUGAUAGGUGUAUCUCGACCCGGUAGUGAAAUAUUAAUAAAAGCUAUGGCUACUUACAAUGAAA
Messenger RNA from Orbicella faveolata, 1609 nucleotides. Its product is annotated as receptor-transporting protein 3-like. Gene Ontology annotation, molecular function: olfactory receptor binding. The record is from RefSeq and is a predicted model, not a curated record. Gene Ontology annotation, biological process: protein insertion into membrane; protein targeting to membrane. NCBI's taxonomy places the organism in Eukaryota, Metazoa, Cnidaria, Anthozoa, Scleractinia, Merulinidae.